UAGAGGUAUGGCUUAAAUCACAUUACACUGAGAAAAAAGGGAAACCCUCAGAUCCUUCCACAAAUUCAUAUCCAAAAACCCUUCCUUCUCUCCUAAUUAACACAUACGAAGACGAAUCCAGCUCUCACUCUCUCUCUCUCUAGGGUUUUUGAUUCUCUUCUCUGCGUUCUGCUUCCAAGAGUUCCCUCGUGUUGGCACAUUAAAUGGGACCAGAUGAAAUGAUGUGGUUGCCACAUUGUGAUUGUAGUUCAGCUUAUAAGUCUUGAUUUGUUGGUGUGUUUCUUCAAUGGGGGACGCGGAAAAGGCCUUUCCACUGACAAAGAAGAGGGCUGCUGGAAGGGAACUUUCUAGGGACAAUCCUGGUCUUGAUGAUGAAGAUUCUUCUGAUCAAGAAACUGGAACUUUUAAGAGGGCUACUGACGAGGUGAUAGCCAGCAGAAGAAUUGUCAAAGUUCGUCGCAAUCAAACUUCCUCCAAUCCUUCACCUAACCCAUUUGCUGCAAUUCGCUUGGUCCCUGCUACUGAGUCUGGGGUUGUCAUUGCCGGAGCUACAGCUGAAAAAGUCGGAGCUAAUGAUAAGACAGUUUUGAAAGACCAGAAAGAUUAUGUUAAGGAGGAAACAGAAAAAACACUUUCAGAGGAUGCAGGAAAAGAUGCUGUCAAGGAGGAUGCAGGAAAAGAUGAUGUCAAGGAGGAAGCAGAAAAAACACUUCCGGAGGAUGCAGGAAAAGAUGCUGGCAAGGAGAGUGAGAAGGAUGGAGAAGAGAAUAUUAAGAAAUCAGAAAGCAAUAGUGGUGGUGAACCAGUCACUGAAGCUGCUGCAGACAAGGAUAACACUGAAGAUAAGAAGACUGAGACUGUCAGCGAGGCAACAAAGCCUGAGGUUGAUGAAGGAAAAACUGCAGGAGGUGAUACGAAUGACAAAGAAGAUAGGAAUGAUGACGGUGAUAAGAAUGUCGAUCAAGGUACACAAGGUGCCGCUCUCAGUUCAUUCCAACAGCUUUCAAGUAGCCAAAAUGCUUUCACAGGACUUGUGGGGACAGGGUUUUCAACUUCCACAUUCUCCUUUGGGUCAAAUCCUAAAGAAGGAUCUGGUUUCAGUGCAAGUUCUGGUUCUCUAUUUGGGCAGACGAAUGAUCAGCCUGCCUUUAGUUUUGGUCUCUCAAAUAAUGGAAAUUCAUCGUUCUUUAACACUCCAGGGGCUUCUAUCAUUCAUAAGAGUGAGGGAACUGGUUUCCCAUCAAUGCAGGAGGUUGCAGUUGAGACGGGAGAAGAAAAUGAGAGAGUAGUUUUCUCUGCUGAUUCCGUGUUGUUUGAGUUUACUGAUAAAAGUUGGAAGGAGCGGGGAAAGGGUGAACUUAAGGUAAAUGCAUCUACAACAGGAACGGAAAGAGCCAGGCUUGUUAUGAGAGCCAGGGGAAAUUACAGAUUGAUUUUGAAUGCAAGUCUUUACCCAGAUAUGAAGCUCGCUAAUAUGGAAAAGCGAGGAAUCACAUUUGCCUGCAUCAAUAGCAAUGGUGAAGGGAAGGAUGGCCUGUCCACAUUUGCACUGAAGUUCAAGGAUGCCUCUGUAGUGGAAGAGUUUCGAACGGUUGUCAUUGCUCACAAAGAUAAAACACCCGCUGUUUUGAAGACUCCAGAAAAUUCCCCCGAAGCUUCAGAUGAAUGAGUUUUACUGGACUGUUUUGCUAAAUAAUGCCAUUCCUGCAGAAGUUGCGGCUGUGCUUUCUCCACGGUGGAGUCGUGGAGACGUAGUAUCUUGGCUAGAGUUGGUUGUUUCUAGGCCUUGUGUUGUAGGAGAUUAUAGAGUCCGAUGUCUUUUUAAUAUUCAAUUGCGGUCUAGUCCUUGAGAAUGUUUUUAAAGUACUUUUUUCCAGGUAUUUGGCCACUCACAGGUUCAACUUGCAUAAUCUGCGUCUGGAAAGACAUGGAUUUUUUGCAAUUCUGAAGCCAUACCCUGAUACCCUUGAUAUGGGUUAGUUACACAUAUUGGACAUUUUGUCGAGUAUUUGAAUCUUAUGCAGUUUAUGCCA
Tripterygium wilfordii is the source of this 2033-nucleotide messenger RNA. RefSeq names its product nuclear pore complex protein NUP50A-like. The record is from RefSeq and is a predicted model, not a curated record. Gene Ontology annotation, biological process: intracellular transport. Gene Ontology annotation, cellular component: nuclear pore; cytoplasm. NCBI's taxonomy places the organism in Eukaryota, Viridiplantae, Streptophyta, Magnoliopsida, Celastrales, Celastraceae. The transcript has 3 exons. Gene Ontology annotation, molecular function: GTPase activator activity. Bases 287 to 1669 code for a protein of 460 amino acids.